Messenger RNA from Psilocybe cubensis, 1269 nucleotides. RefSeq lists its product as uncharacterized. Lineage: Eukaryota; Fungi; Basidiomycota; Agaricomycetes; Agaricales; Agrocybaceae. The record is from RefSeq and is a predicted model, not a curated record. The transcript has a single exon. The coding region runs from base 1 to 1269 and encodes 422 amino acids.
AUGUCCUCGCGAAAGGCUCCUCGAUGUCGCUCUUGCAAGCAUCCGAUGAAGGGCCACAAUAAACUCGGUCUCUGCAUGUCUGCAUCUCCAGAGGUUCUCUCCAGGGAAGAAGAAGAAGCAGAGCAGCAGCAACAGCAACAGCAACAGCAACAACAGCAAGCACAAGCACAAGCACAAGCGCAGGAUGGCGCAGCAGGCUCAUCUCGCGCCUCUGCGCACUCGUACAUGUCCCCGCCACCCACGCCCCCGCCCUCCUCCGCCUACGCCGCCACUUCCACUGAUCCACAGGCACAAGCUGCAAAUGCCGCCAUCGCCCCAGCGAUAAGCCCCCUCGUCCCAAACCCACAGGCCCAGCAGCAACAGCAGCAGCCUCAACGGCGCGUCCACAUCCCGCGCACCUACACCCCCGCGAUCUUGUCCGAGCCGUCCUUCGUCAUCCCCGAGACGGGCUACUUCCACCGGCGCAACCCAAACUUUGUCCACCCACCACCGCGCCAGGUCCUCCCCGAUCCCUACUCCAACUCCCACAGCGCGUACAGCGGUGGCCCUCUACGCCACUUUGGCGACCACAACCCCGACGAGGAGGAUGACGACGACGACGACUACAACGGCGGGCCCGGCGCACAGACGCCCACGGUGAUCGUCGGAUCGGACGGCGAGACCGUCGAGGCGCUCAGCGAUCGCUCACGGUCCGCGAGCCCUGGCCCACCAGGCGACACGCGCUCGCGCACCCCACGACCACGCGCGAACCCCUACGCCGCGGACAGCAGCAUGUUCUCCUCUUCGUCGUCCUUCUUCGGUGCCCCUCCUGCGCGCACCAGCAAGCCGCGGUACCGCACCGAAGCGGAGGAGCGCUGCGAGCGGCGCGCGGGGCAGCGGCACUCGCGCUCGCCGCGCCCGCCAAAGACGCAGCGCAAUGGCAGCGUCAUCGCAGGCGGGCUGGCGUACCUCGGGAGCUUCAAAUGGAUCCGCAGUCCGACGCCGUCCGAGGCGAGCACCGCGUACGUCCCUGCGGCCACGACGACCGCGACGGGUGCUGGGGUUGUGGGCGCGGGUGCGGGUGCACGGCACCGCUCAAGGAGUCUGGGGUACAGGCACCCGCAUCGUGCGCAGCCGCACCACCACCAGGCGGUCGCGGCGGGUGCGGGCGAGGCGAAGAUUUCGACGCGCGAUAUGAUGGUGCUCGGCCUCGUCGUGGUCGUUGGCUCUGCGGUGUCGAUGAUGCUGGUGAUGUAUGUAGGCUUGAGAUCUCUCCGGUCGAUUUUGUAG